This is a messenger RNA of Meloidogyne enterolobii, 1309 nucleotides long. NCBI's taxonomy places the organism in Eukaryota, Metazoa, Nematoda, Chromadorea, Rhabditida, Meloidogynidae. The record is from the annotation of a GenBank genome assembly.
UGUUUGUUGAGGUACUUUUGCUGUGGCUAGUAUGAUGGUUGGGAAUUUACGUUCACAAUUAAUACCAGAAAAUGGGAAUAAUAACAAUACAAAUACUUUAAUUAUUGAAGAGGAACCCCUAACACCUUUAGUUUUAAUAAGUGCUUUAACUUUUGGGGUCGGCAUAUUUCAGAUAUUAAUGGCUAUAUUUCGUUUAUCCUUCAUAACUAAUUACAUUUCUGAUUCUCUUAUUUCUGGUUUCACUACUGGCGCCGCUGUACAUGUAUUAACAUCACAAUUGGAUAAAUUAAUUGGUGUUAAAGUUAAAAGUUAUGGAGGCCCUGGAUUAGUUUUAUUUGUAAUUGCUGCAAUAAUUCUUUCAGCAACUGUUGGGUUGAAAAAGAAUUAUGGAGUUAGAAUUGUUGAGAAUGUACCCCAAGGGAUGCCAAAUUAUUCAAUUCCUCGUCUUACACUUUUACGGCAUAUUUGGCUAGAUUCUCUAAGUAUUUCAAUAAUUUGUUAUGCUUUCCUCUUCUCUCUCGGCAAAACUUUUUCCAAAAAACAUAAAUAUAAAUUAAAUGCUAAUCAAGAAUUAUAUGCUCUAAGUAUGUGUUCACUAAUUUCUUCUUUAUUUCCCGUAUUUCCCUUUGGUGCUUCACUCUCUAGAUCGGCCUUAUGUGAAAUUACAGGAGCUAAAACACAAUUUCAUGCACUUUUUUCUAGCGCUUUACUCCUUGUAGUUAUUCUUUGGAUUGGUCCUUUACUUGAACCUCUUCCAAUUGCUGUACUUGGGUGUAUUGUUGUAGUUAGUCUUAAACCUCUUUUUCUUCAAUUCAAAGAAUUACCAAAAUUAUGGAAAAUUAAUUUAUUUGAUUUUGUAAAUUUUUGGUUAAUUAACUGGAAUAUAUUAAUUUUUUUUCAGUUAAUUUGGAUAAUUGCAUUUACAACAACCGCAUUUCUUAAUAUUACUUUUGGACUUAUUAUUUCUUUGUUUUUCUCUAUUUUGUCUAUUAUACUUAAAGAACAAUGGCCAAAAUUUUCAAGAAUUGGUGGAGAUAACGAAGCUGAGGGAGUUUUUCGUCCAUUAAAUUUAUAUAAUGCUUUGAGUGAUCCAGGAAUUCAAAUUAAUGCUCAGAUUUGGAGAUUUGAGUCCCCUUUACAUUUUGGAAACGCUUCAAAAUUAGUAGAUUCCGUAGCUGAAAUUUGUCAAAAAAUUUUAAAAAAUUCCUCUUCAAUGGGAAAUUUUGAUAAUAUUAAAAUUUUGAAUAAAUUCUCUGAUACUGGAGAGGAAAAGGUGAAUUUUGGUAGGAUAAAUAUAAAGAAGAUGUAG